Molecule: messenger RNA, 1496 nt
Organism: Achroia grisella
Lineage: Eukaryota; Metazoa; Arthropoda; Insecta; Lepidoptera; Pyralidae
Exons: 2
Coding region: 323-1321 (332 amino acids)
Source: RefSeq, a predicted model, not a curated record
CCAAAAUCGACCUACCUCAGUACUCAGGCGAUUUCCAAAAUUGGAUGGAAUUUAGAGAUAUGUACAUUUCUUUAAUACACGAAAGUAGCAAUCUUAGUAACAUUAAUAAAUUUCAUUAUUUACGAGCAGCUUUAAAGGGCAUGCCUAAGCCUCACUAGUUAUUAACAAUUUAGACUUCCGUUCAGAAAAUUAUUUAAUAGCUUGGCAAUUAUUAUCAGAAAGAUUAUUAUCAUAUCUUUCUCGCGUACUUAUAAGCAAUCAUUUAAAUGCAUUAUUUAAUUUAGAAGCGAUUCCAAAAGAAUCUAGUCAGUCUUUACGUAAUAUGAUAGACGUAAUUAACAAAAACUUACGGUCAUUAAGUGCCCUUGGCCAACCUACAGACCAUUGGGACACUCUUAUUAUUUAUAUUAUGUCUAGAAAAUUGGAUUAUACAUCUAAUUUAAAAUGGGAAGAACUGAGAAAUGAUCGUAAUGACGGCGAAACUUUAGAACAAUUUUUUAAAUUUUUAAACAACAGAGCUGACUUACUACAUACUGUACAAUAUAACAAAAAUGCAAAUAAAACAUAUACGCCAUAUACUAGCACAGUUAACAAUAAAAAAAAUAAAACAUUUACAGUGACAACCAACAAUAAUCGCAGUAAUAAUUACACUAUAUCUUGUGCGUUAUGCAAACAGACUCAUCACCUUUUUACUUGUCAGUUAUUUAGAGAUUUGGAUGUGGAUACUCGCAUACAAAAAGUUAAUGGUUACUCCAUAUGUCAAAACUGCUUGCGUCCAGGACAUAAAGAAAAUAAGUGUAAAUUAUCACAUUGUAAAUAUUGUAAGGAGAAACAUAACACACUGUUGCACAAAGAUAUACAUACUGAAACUAUACAUUCAGAAAAUGUUGUCUUAUCAACAAAUAUUGUUCAAACGUCUUCUCAGUCACACAUUUUAUUAUCCACAGCAUUAGUGCAAGUGUCAGACGCUCAAGGACGACUCCAUACUGCGCGUUUGCUGUUGGAUAAUGGAAGUACUUCUCACUUCAUCACACGGCAGCUCUGCGAGAAGCUGGGUCUCGUAAUACGUAACACCAACUCCACCAUAUCUGGUAUUAAUAACCAGCUUACCAGAACAAAAUGGCAGUCAUCGGAGGGAGAGGAAAUGAAGGUUGGAGCCAUGGUCAUAGUCAAGGACAAAGUGCAGCCACCGCUCCUUUGGUUAUUAGGGCGGAUCACAAAGUUAUCUGGCUCUGACACUACACGGGUGGCUGAGAUUCGUACGAAGACAGGCAUCAUCACGAGGGCAUACAACAACAUAUGUGUACUUCCCAUCUAUUGAAUGGCAUAGCAUUCAACGUCCGGGAGUAUGUUCAUUACACGGCACUCUGAUCAACCAGCAGCGCGACCAGCGGGGUCCGUCCGGAGGACACCGACAAUACCCGAACGGAGCCGACCGCCACUUGUGCAUAGUACGGCGGCAAAGUUACACCUUAUUUUAUAAUCUUGUAAAGAAU